UUCUUCUCAUCCAUGCAUACGAUUACAACUACAGGCGUCUGUCCUUACGGUUGCUUAAUCAUCAGAUGGAAACUGUUGAAGUUCUGAGCACACUCUUUAUCGAUUCCUUCGGACGUGGUUGGAGAAUCAUUGGUUCUUGCAAUGGCUUGCUUUGCGUGGAACUCGAUACUGAUCAAGGAAGGUUUCCUAUUUCACUUUUGCUGUGGAACCCAGUGACCAAUGAGGCUUGAUGUGUACGGAAACAAACUUGCUAUGUGUGAUGGUUACUACGUUGAGGCCGAAGACUCUAAAACUUAUUCCAUUGAUAUGUGGGUGGUCGAGGAGGGUGCUAGUAAAUCUGGGAAGAGUUAUAGUUGUACUGAGAAAUGUAGGAUUGGACCACUUUCAAAUGUUUUACGGCCCUUGUGUAUUUGGAGGAAUGGAAUAGUCUGCUGUAAAGAAAAAAGUGAAGAAAGUGAGGCUGAGGUGGGGGCUGACUCAGGAAACUUACUAUAUCUGUUCAAUGUCACUACUAAGGAAUGGAAGAAGUUCCACAACUGUUCUGCUGCCUAUGACCAGUGUGAUAUUUUUAAUUAUGAGAAAAGCCUUCUGUCUGUUUUGCAACAUCUAGGUUGACUGAUAGGCCU
Messenger RNA from Neltuma alba, 626 nucleotides. RefSeq lists its product as uncharacterized. The transcript is spliced from 2 exons. Lineage: Eukaryota; Viridiplantae; Streptophyta; Magnoliopsida; Fabales; Fabaceae. The record is from RefSeq and is a predicted model, not a curated record. Bases 220 to 615 code for a protein of 131 amino acids.